Nematocida minor is the source of this 294-nucleotide messenger RNA. RefSeq names its product protein transport protein SEC61 subunit gamma. The transcript has a single exon. Bases 1 to 294 code for a protein of 97 amino acids. The record is from RefSeq and is a predicted model, not a curated record. NCBI's taxonomy places the organism in Eukaryota, Fungi, Microsporidia.
AUGGCUUUGGAAAACAAAAGACGAUCGGAGAUUAUAAAGAAGCAGGCAGCGCUGAGAAAAGAGGAGACUAAGCCCUCAAAGCUCGAGACGAUCAAGAGCACUCUUGCCCACUGUAGAAAAGAAUUUUUCCAUGUAAAGCUGUUUUUGAAAAGGUCCAAGAAGCCUGGCAAAGGAGAGUAUCUCCACAUGCUGGCCUCCCACACCAAGGGAGUGCUGAUGCUCGGGUUCCUGGGAUACAUCAUUACUUUUAUCCACAUCCCCAUCAACAACAUUUUAUUUGGUAUCAAAAAAUGA